AUGAGGAUCGUUGGACUGACCGGCGGAAUAGCAAGUGGGAAGAGCACUGUUUCCAAUUUAUUCAAGUCUCAUGACAUCCCUGUUGUCGAUGCUGAUGUGGUUGCUCGUGAGGCUUUGAAGAAAGGUAGCGGUGGUUGGAAAAAAGUUGUUGCGGCAUUCGGGGAGGAAAUUCUUCUAGACAAUGGAGAAGUUAACAGACCCAGACUUGGCCAAAUCGUUUUUGCGGAUCCUGAUAAGCGUCAAUUUCUCAACCGAUUGUUGGCUCCUUAUAUAUCAUCGGGGAUCUUCUGGGAAGUUGGGAAGCUAUGGUUGAAAGGUUACAAGGUCAUUGUUCUUGAUGUCCCUUUGUUAUUUGAGGCCAAGAUAGACAAGUUCACGACGCCCAUUAUUGUUGUGUGGGUUGAUCCUGAAACACAGAUUCAGAGGCUCUUGGCAAGAGACAAGUCUAGUGAGGAGGAUGGCCGGAAUAGGAUUAAUGCUCAGAUGCCACUGGAUGAUAAAAAGAGUAAAGCUAAUAUAGUAAUAGACAACACCGGUUCACUAGAUGACUUGAACGAACAAUUCCAGAAGGUUUUGGUCCGGGUCACUGGACCCUUGACAUGGUGUGAAUUUUGGCGUUCUAGGCAGGGCGUCUCGAUCAUUCUUGCUUCACUUUCCUCCGGUGUUGUUCUAUGUGCAAAAGCAUUCAACAACAACACGUCAUAG
Lathyrus sativus (Indian pea) is the source of this 705-nucleotide messenger RNA. NCBI's taxonomy places the organism in Eukaryota, Viridiplantae, Streptophyta, Magnoliopsida, Fabales, Fabaceae. The record is from the annotation of a GenBank genome assembly.